Mesorhabditis spiculigera is the source of this 963-nucleotide messenger RNA. Lineage: Eukaryota; Metazoa; Nematoda; Chromadorea; Rhabditida; Rhabditidae. The record is from the annotation of a GenBank genome assembly.
AUGGGUAAUUUUAUCUAUUGGACCGAACCCUAUGCGAUACCUAUUGAAACGAUUGACUGGGUGUUUGACGUGUUGGAUUUUACCACGGGUAUCUCUUUGCUUUUGGGUCUGAUCAGUAUCUACAUUUUCCACACGCAAUCCCCGCCGAAUAUGCUGACGUUUAGUCGGGUUUUGAUAGUUUAUCAGGUGGUAGCGUUGGCGAACGACGUGAUGCUGGGCACCGGACUGGCACCAUACUUCACGUUCCCGUGCCCGGGCGGGGUGCCAACCGGAUGGUUGAAACGCUUUGGGCUGUCCAGCUUUGCGCAGCUUAUCAUUGGCUGCGCCCUCCUCGGCCACUCUUCCGGCCUAAUCAUGAUUAUGUUUGUAGUCCGUCAGCAAUAUAUCCUGCCCAUUGGACAUCCCUUUAAAAUGAAAUUAAGAACAAAAGUCAUACUCUACCUCUUGCUCCAAAUUUUGCCCUACUGCCACUCCAUUCUGGGGCUUUUAUAUAUGGAAAAAUUUAAUGAUUUGAGCAUUACGAGGCAUUACUAUUUUGCGAAAUACCCAGCGCUCAGAAAUUUCAUAGCUCACCCUGGGUUUUAUUCCUUACUUCCCGAUGAUGCCUUUAUGAUAGCUUGCCAUAUGUUAUUUUGGGCUGCAGUAGGGAUGGUACUUGUCGGGGGAGCUUGUCUUUCUUGCUUCCAUGUCCUCGAAUCGAGCAAGAGCCGGGUCAGCGCAAAGACGCUGGCUAGCUAUAGGUGGAUUAUAUUGAAGCUGGCGAUUCAGGUCUGCAUCCCGAUGUUCACCUUAUUGAUCCCGGGUGCCUGCGCUGUAUUCUUAUUUUUCCUGGAAGACCCAAAUUGGAUUAGUAAGAAAACGACGGCCCUCCUCGAUCGAGACAAGUGGGGCGACGGGAGAUCGCUACUACCGCCGCCCUUCCGUUGCCGUGGUGGCAAAUUCUGGAAUAUCGAUGCACAAAAU